Messenger RNA from Acanthoscelides obtectus, 219 nucleotides. The record is from the annotation of a GenBank genome assembly. Lineage: Eukaryota; Metazoa; Arthropoda; Insecta; Coleoptera; Chrysomelidae.
CUUGGCUAUGGAUGUUGUGAUUAUCCGUAGGUGGUAGAAGGUCUCUGACUGUCGAACGCGGAGGUACCACCCGGCGGAUGUCGUAGGCGGGGCCAGAAUGUGUGCAUAAUGUGUGCAUGUUGCAGAGUCCGUGUAGCGUUCCCCCUUUCCCCUGUAUCCCCCUAUAGCCCCACGGUACCCCAUGGGUGUUUAGGCCUUAGGCCUUCGUGGUAGUUGGAG